AGUAGCCUGCGUCAGUAACGUUGGUGAUACGUGAAAAUCUGUGAUACGAACGGGUUCGCAAUGAUUCGUAACGGUUUUUUACUAGUGAUCUCAGCAGGCAUCUGCUGUCUUAACACAGUGCAAGCUCUUUACUGCUACAAUUGUGUCGACAAUCAGUGUAUAGAUGGUGCCACAAUAGCAAACGUAAUCCAGUGCAGUACCACAGCAUCGAAUGAUCAGUGUUACACGAAAUAUAGUGGAUAUAAAAUCGUUCAGAGAGGAUGUAUGUCUGCAAUGACACCCACAGAUCAGAGUUCAUGUAGCGCAUCUGCAGAUUGUGAACUCUGCUCCGGUGACAGAUGCAAUCAAUACAGCAGAGCGACUCACACGUGUAUCAAGUGUUCAUCUGCAAACGAUGAAAACUGCUUUAAUCCUUCGGCUAGUAUGCAAGCCGAGCGAUGUGGCGCCCCCAGUACGGAUGUGUCUCAAGUGCAGUGCUAUACAAGAGUGAUCGGCACUGUCACCGAGCGGGGCUGCAUCCAAUCGCAAAACGAUAUCGACGGUUGCGACCGAUAUCAAUGUGCAACUUGUUUCGGAUCAGGUUGCAACGGUGGCGAAUAUCCUGCUGGUCGACAAAAAUGCAUCAAAUGCAGUGGAACAGCAUGUGCUACUGCAACUUUCAAAAAUUAUUGUGCUCUGCCCGGUGACAACUGCGCUAUGAUAAAGAAUGGUGAUGGCACCAUAUCGAAAAACUGUGAGAGUUCUCUGUCGGAUACGGAAAAAUCGUACUGCCAGGCGAAUCCAGCCAAAUGUUUCUACUGCGGUAAUAAUGGAUGCAACGAGUGUACGAUCGAUAUCCAAGCAAACCCCAAGUGCUACACCUGCGAAGGAACCAACUGUCUACGGUCGACGUUGGAACUCGAAACCUGCCACAACGUUGACGAUUCAUGUUUCACCAUAUUCGACGGAUACAAUCCCGUGCGCCGUGGUUGCAAGUCAGCCCUCACCAUUCAGCAGAAGGCUGCCUGCGAAGAUGCCGACGAUGUCAGCUGUGAUCUUUGCACGACUAAUGCUUGUAAUCUGCUUGGACGCAAGGAUCACAACUGCGAGUACUGUUCAUCGACAGUAAGUGACAUAUGUGUGGCCAAUCCAAAUAAUCCGAUACGCUGUGCGGCACCGAUCACCGAAGUCACAGCCGAAGGCCAGUGCUACACGAGAAUCAUAGGAAGCGUCACGGAACGAGGCUGCCUCGGUUCGUCGGUGGAUGCCAUGGAAUGCAAAUCGGCGGACAACUGUCAAAUGUGUGCUAUCCAGAAUGGAAGUCCGUGCAACAAAGUUGUGUUUCCCACGGGACGCAGAAAAUGUAUGGUCGGCUCUACAGCCGAUCAAUACUGUCCGGAUCCGAACGAUAGCUGUGUCCAGAUGAUGCAAAACACUGUUCGAAGUAAAAAGUGCAAAUCGUCCAUGAGUGAGGAGGAGGUGGCCUUCUGUCAGACAAACAGCAACAAGUGUCACUUCUGCACGAGCGACAACUGCAAUGCCCAGGAUAAGACGUUUGACUAUAUCGAGUGUUUAUCCUGCUCGUCCGAUUCCGACCCCAGCUGUACGUCUGAUCCCGGAGCAAUUUCCACCAUCCAACAGUGUCAAACUUGUGUUGCGGUCUAUUCAAAGAGUACGACCAUUCUGCGGCGUAGUUGUUUCACAUCGUUGACCCCGGCAGAACAGCAACAGUGUCAAGCCGGUACGGAUCUUCUGUGCAGUAGCUGUACUACGAAUCGUUGCAAUCGGGAAAUCCAUCCGACCGGACGUCUGGCCUGUUACAGCUGCCAAGGAGACUCAUGUUUUUCACACGAUUCCAUCAAGCUCGAGUACUGUCCAAUCUAUCAGCAAGAUGACAGCUGCUUCGUUCAAUUGGGUGACAGUGGUCAGCUGGUUCGGUUGGGUUGCAAAAGUUCGCUCAGUUCGGCGGAAGUCGCUUCGUGUUCAGCAGGUUCCGCAGUUUGCAAAACCUGCGCGACCUCUGGCUGUAACGAACCUGCCCGACACCUUCUCAGUAGCAGUUGCAUUCAGUGUACCAGUGCAAACGAUCCCGAUUGCAUUGAUAAAGCUUCCAAGUACGAUGCUGAACCGUGCAACGACCCAUUGAAUACAGUGUGCUACACCCGGCUAAUUUUAGGUAGUUCGGUCGAACGAGGCUGUGUCAAUGAUUUGGAUUCACCGUCCAAGGAUCAAUGCGCUAAAGGCUAUCAAUGCAAUCUUUGUGGGUCGCCCACCGGAAAAUGCAACUCGCUGCUGUAUCCAGGAAAUUGGCUGAGUUGUUAUCAGUGCGAAUCCUCACAGAACGACACUAGCUGCAAAAACGCACAAGCCGGAACACCUAGCGUUUGUCCAAUGUAUCAUAAGGACAACAAGUGCUACACGAUCGUACAGGCGAAUGGACAAACGACUCGAAAGUGUUCCACGCAGGCCCGAGACGUGCAGUGCGCCGGUUCCGCUCAGUGUGAGGUAUGCCUCUUCAAUGGCUGUAACAAUCGUGUGUCAACGUCCAUCACCAGUACGAACGAAACCGGAACGACGGCAGCACCGGCCACUACAACUCAGAAACCUGGCUCAGCCGAUAGAGUCGUGGGUGUAGGUUUUGCCACCAUUCUGCUACUUGUGAUUACAUUUGCGUUACGUCUUCCGAGCGUCUGAUGCUGACGGAGGUUCCGUGUAUUUGUGUGGAUGUGUGAGUGUGCGCGAGUGUGACAGUACAUUUCUAUCAAUGUAGUAAAAUAUAUUAAAGUGAUGGAUUCAAAA
This is a messenger RNA of Malaya genurostris, 2778 nucleotides long. RefSeq names its product major surface-labeled trophozoite antigen 417-like. The transcript is spliced from 9 exons. The record is from RefSeq and is a predicted model, not a curated record. The coding region runs from base 61 to 2673 and encodes 870 amino acids. Lineage: Eukaryota; Metazoa; Arthropoda; Insecta; Diptera; Culicidae.